UGUAUGUGUACACUUGUUGAGUUUUGAUGUGUUUGUGCGAGAAGCUCAUCUAGUGAAAAUGGUGCAUCUUUGUUAUUUUCUUAAUAAAAAAUAUAUUACAAAUGUUUUGCUGUGAGAUUUUUCAAAUUUCUCGACGAAUAUGGAAACGUUUAUGCCAUCGGAAAUUGCGAGAUUAGUCGUCGGUUAUUUAGAAGAACAAAAAUGUGACGAAGCAGCGAAAUUUUUCUUGGAGACAUCUCCACUUUUGCAGGAAUGUCGUAUGGUUCAAGCAAGUGGGAAAACAUUUCGAAGACUAGUCAGAGAAAUGACUUUAAUCGAUGUUUUCGAUAAAUAUUGUUCUAUUAUUUCCUUUAUUCAAGAGAGGCUAAAUAAAAUUGCUGAUUCCGAUCAAGUAAAGCAUUGUGGAGAUUUUCUUGAGCAACUUAGAUUUUUAAUUGAUGGAUCUCGAAGUCAACGUUUUGUUGUAAAUAUUAAUGUACCCUCUCAGAAUUCAGCUACAACUACCGGAGGAUCUCCGAUUAUUUCUAGUAGUAUAAGAAAAAGACAACGCAGUGGAAGUGAUCGAGAUCGCGAUCGCUGUAAGCGGUUUGCGAAAUUACAAUCACUAACACCUGAGAAGCAGAAUAAUUCUGAAAAUAUUCAUUGUGAUAAAGUCGAAGCAACUCCAGCUGAAAGUUUACCUGGUCAUAUUGACUUAACAAAAUCAAAUUCCGACGAGAGAUCAGCUGUUAAACAGAAGAUUAAAGAAAAUCAUGUUAUUCAAGAUGAAUGCAAUGAUUACGAUUGCAAAUUUUAUAUGCCUGGAUCCUCAACAGAGCAACCCGAGAAUAUUAGAGAUUUACAAAAAAAUCAAGAAAAAACCAACAAUAGCGAAGAGUCAAAUAAAUGUGUUAAUUUUUCUACAACACCAUUAAAAUGUUCAAUGUCUACUGACACUGAAGAUUUAUUAAAAAUUUAUCAAAAUACACAAGCAUCGACUUGGGGACAAAUUCUUGACUAUGAGGAAAUAAUGAACAACGAGCCACUUGAAAAUUUAAGCUUGCUGGGACAAGGAUUGUUACAUUGUAAAGAAAUACAAGAGCAAAUAGCAGAAAAUAUUAAUAAAAGUGGUCUACUACCAACGGACGCAAAUUACAAAGACGAAGCGCUUAUUGCAAAUUCUUCUGGUUUUAAUACAUCGGGAAUUUUCAAAUCAAUCGUCGAGGAAACAAUGGUUACAGCUUCAUUUCAACAAUUUGUUGGUUCUGUUUUAAAAAUCACUGAUUCAAAUUCCAAUACAAAUACAGAUGGCAAGAAUAAAUUGGAAUUAAAUCAAAACGAACAAUUACAAAAUUUGACUGACAUAUUUUCCAUGGAAAAUCGUAUUGACAAUAAUAAAAUCGUCGACAGUACGGACAAUAACAACGAAUUACGCAAUUUACUUACAAAUCAACGUUCUAAAGUUACGAAUGACAUUAAAGAGGUAAAUGAAGAGGGAAUUAAUAUAAGCGAUUUAAAUGAUCAGAAUAAUGCUGCCAUUCAAAGUAUCAUAAAUGCAAAUUCAGCAAAUAGUGAAUUAAUACAGGAGAAAUCAUCUUCUUUAGAACAAGAAAUAAAUGAAUCGUCAAUGAUAAAAACUAAUGAUGCAGAUUGUAAAAAUAUCAAUGAUAAUUCAGCGGGAAAAAAUAUUUCCGAAGAACUUGAAACUAGUAUUGAAAUUAUCGAUGUACCUGCUGUUGAUGAUGCUCCUGCACCUCCGGUUGUAAGUACAAAACCAAGAAUUACAUCAAUGAAAAUUUUACCCAAAGGAAGUAGAUUUUCAAAAAGAAAAGAGAAGAGACCGGUGAAGAAGCCAGUGGUAAAUAUUCCAAUCAUAUCUGAUUCCACUGAUACAAUGAUUACGUCUACAUUGGUUGUUUGCUCAAAAGAUGAUCCCGGCAGUUUUCUUGGAGUUCCUCCUUCAUAUACAAACAUAAUAAAUCCUCAUUAUCUUUCAAUUACACCGAAAAGUAUUCAAUUUAAACAAGAACCAGUUUAUUUUAAACACGUGAACGUACCACAAAAAGUUCCUGGGUCAAUAAAAAAAAAUUUCAACAUUCUACCAAAUCCAAGUGGUACAAUUCCAUUACCACUCACACAUCCAGUUACAAUUUCAUUACCAUCCGUUGAAUUACCAUUAACAACUCCAGUAAUAACAAUCAGUGAAGAGAAUAUAACACCAUCAGAAUAUAGUAUACCAAAAUCACUUCCAAAUAUCGAUAUAAUUCAAGAGGAGAAUUAUAAAUCAACCGAAAAUGUAAAUAAUCUCAUUGAAAAUACAAAUAUAGAUGUAAAAAUUGAAAUCCCUAAAAUUAUCACCCCAACAACUAGUACUAAAGAAACGACAACUAUAAAUAAUAUUGAUCCAAUUUGUAAUUUAGAACAUAUAACACUCUAUGGCAAUGAAACGAGUGCAGCGGAAUUUUUAACUAGCAAUGAAAUUGAAACAUUAAAUGUCGAUGCAUCAAUGACAUUUUCCCUCUCUGGUCUUUCGCCAUUUCUCAAAAUGAAUCGUGUCGUUGAGAAAAAGUCCGAAACAAAAUCAAAUCCACAAGAUAUUCUACCCUCAGUGUCAACAAUAAUUGAUAACGAAAAGAAAACUGAAUUAAUAACAAAACGAACACCAAAAUCAAUAAUUAAAAGUCGUUCAAAAAAUCAUCGUCUCAGUUUAUCGACACCACGUCGACGACAUAGUCACGUGAGAGCAUUAGAUUUUGGUACACCAACAAAAUCAAAUUCCGCAAGUAAAUCAUCAUCAUCUGUAAACAAAAUUUCCCCCACAUCACGUAAUCGUUCAAAUUGUCGUACUUCUUUAUUUAAAUCGCCACCAUUUAUUAAUUCCAGUCAAAAAUUAAAAAGUCCAAAAAAUAAUUCAACAAAUUAUAAAAUUCCCAUUGCCACACGUAGUCCAGCACCAAAAUUAAUGGGCGGUUGGGAAAAAUUCAAUGGAAUGGAUAUGAUUUUAGGUAAAGUUUCACCGAACGAUAAUUUUAAUUCCACGCCAAUUGAAAAUAUUGAGACAAAACCGCCAACAAUUUUCAAAAGUUGGGACACUGAAUUACGAAAAAUGGCCAAUCCAGAAGAAACAAUUUCCACUGAGGCAAAAAAUAAGAAACCAAAAGCACCUCGUAAAAUCAAAAAAGUCAAGGAAAUUGUCAAGAAAAAUAAUAAAAAACGCGGAUCUAGAAAAACUCCCGCCAAAAAAAGUGACGAUAAUAAAUUGAUUGAAACACAAAGUAAAGAACAAUCAAGUAAAGAAAUUUUGUGUGAAACUAUUUCCGAUAAAGAUUUAUCGGAUUUACCAAUUGAUUCAUUAAAUAAAGAACAAUCUCCUAAAGAUUCAAUAAAAAAGAACGAAUCAUUAAAUGAUUCAAAAAAUUUCUUUCCAAGCGAUAAGGAUUUAUCAUUUACACUCGACGAUUCUGAACUUUGUAAAUCAAAUUCAAAAAUUCAAACACCCAAUAUUCCCAUAGGAAAUAAUCAAGAAAUGAAAAGCGAAAAGAAAAGUGGUGAAAUUGUUAAAAAAUACGCAAAAGUUGUGACAAUACCAAGAAGUGAAACACAACAAAAUGUUGAAUUUAUGUCAAAAACAUCACCAAAUUAUAGAGAAAAAAUUAUCAUGCAACUUGAAACACCGAGAAAAUUAGUGGAAAAUUUAAAAAAUGACAUUCCACCAACGCCACGAUUUUUAAGUCCAAAUAGUAGUUCAAUAACACCAUUUACAAAAGUAUCACGCAAUGAAGAUUCAAGUAAAAUUCCUGAUCUUUUUCCAACACCUGAUUUUGCUCCCACACCGGGUAAUAAAUUAACACCAAAUUUAGCAAGUGAAAAUACAAAAGACGCAAUUAAAAAAGGUGAAUUUAAUUCAUGUUCACCGUAUUAUCAACCAAGUUCAGAAAUUGAUGAUAAAAUGAAAAAAGAACAAUCGAAAAAUAUAACAAAAGUCGAGGAAUUUCAAGUGAUUAAAGUUAAUUUAACACGUGAGGAAGCUGCAAAAGAGGAACUUACAAUUUCUUCGAGUUUAAAUGAAAUUAUUCAAGAUGAAGAAGAAAAAGAAAAGGAAAAAUUACCAGUAAUUUAUGAUAUGGAAGUUGAGAAAAAUUUACACGACAGUGAUAGUGAAUCAACGGGUAGUGAUAGUAAUACAUCAUCAUCGAGUUAUUCAUCAAUGUCAUCGUCAUCGUCAUCAAGUGCUUCUGACGAUAGUUCCGAUACUUCCCUAAGUGACAAUAAUUCACCGACAAAAAAAAUUAAUAAUUUACCCACAAAAAGUUGUUCCAAUUCCAGUGGUUCAUCAUCAUUUCAUAUUGUCUACGAACCGGAAAUUCCAAAAGAAACAGAAAUCGCAACCAAAAUUAAUAAUCCCCCUGUGAAUGCAAUUAUUACAAAUAAUGAAAUUGAGAGAAAAGAAUUUGCAAUUCCAAAAUUCGAUAUUGAAAAAUCGUCAAUAAAAGAAGUGUCACCGCAAAAAAUGUUUUCUGUCACAAAUAUCAAUGAAAAUGACGAUCAAGAGACACCGGCUAAAAAUGAAUUACUUAUUGAGGCAACAAUUUCCGAAACUCCAAGUAGUUCAAAAGCCGGUUCGGAUAUAACAACAAAUUUAUCAACUAAAAUUACCGAAAUUAUGACCUCGGAACAAAAAUUGUGUAAAGUACCAUUAAAACCAGUUCCUCCGGUUAAAUCCCUAGAAACGAAAAGAGUGGCAAAUAUUUUAAAACACACGAACAAAUCGGGUUUGAAUUUACAAACAAUUGAUUAUCUUAAACCGGAAAAUCUCGCUUUAAAAGGUGAACGAUUAAAAAAAGGUUUUUGUGAAGCUUCUCUAGUACAAGUUAAAAAAAAAGGAAAAACCGCCAAUAAUAAUCAAAAUAAACGCAAUCGUCGUCCAAUUGGAAGAAAUUUACAAACAAAUGCACGAAAAAUUAUCCCUAAUUAUCAAAUAAAUACAAAUAUUUCAAUACAAGAGAAAAAAGAAAAUGAAAUCAUCGAACAAAAUCUCCUAAAUGAAAAUUCCAUUUUAGAAAAAUCCACAGAGAAAAAGAAGAAUAUUCCAAAAAAUGAAAAAAAAGAAACAAGUAACGAGGAAAUUAUUAAAUUAUUACCGCCCAAAACAACAAAAACACCGAAAAAAGGACGAACUCCAAAAAAGGGAAAAACUCCAAAAAAAGUAAAACCCCCAAAGAAAACAUCGUCAAAAAAGAAUUCACCUGAAAAUUUAAUUGAAGAAUUAGAUAAAAAUAAAAUACAAGAUAUUGAAAAUAAAAUUGAUAACAAUGAUAAAACAGAAAUAGAAACAGGUGAUCAAAUUUUAGACGAUAAAGUUAAAGAAAUUAUAACAACAUUAGGCGAUGAGAAAUUAUCACUUAAAGCAAAAGUUGAUUUAGUAAAACGUGAUUUAUUUAGUGAUGAUGAAAUUGUCGAUCAACGACGAACAAGAUCAAAAUCACGACAAGCAUCCGAUACAAAUAAAAGUGAUGAUACAAAUGAUUCAAUAUUAGAACAAUUACUUUCACUUGAAAAAUCAUCGAAAGAAGAUUUACCAUGUGUUUUACAAAGUUUGGAUUUAGUACCAACGACAAAUACAAAAAAUGAUAAUAGUUUUUAUAAUACAAGUCAAACGGAAUUAAGACAUGGUGAAUAUCAUUUUAUUUACGAUGAUACAAUAAUAAUGGAAAAAAAGAGAAGACGAAAAUACAGUAUCAGUGAAUUGGAAAUUGAUUUGGAUAAUGGUGAAGAACGUCAUAUUAUACUUGCAGCAACGAAAAUGGAAGAGAUAUUUAGUUUACUACCAAAAAAACCAAAAAAAGGAGGUGGUAGUAAUGCUGCUGGAAAGAAGAGUCCGAGUAAAAAUAAUAAUAAUAAAAAAUUGUUGAAUAUUUUGGAAAAAUAUGAAAAACCUUUAGCAUCAUCGUCGCCAAUUAUGAAAGCUGUGCAAUCGUCUGGUAAAAAUGUUAAUUUCACGAAGAAUGAAGAAAUUGCGAGGGUGGAUAUUGAUAAAAAUGAAAAAGGCAAAUUAGUCGAGAAAGAAAAACCAAAAGCCAAGUCACGAAAGAGAAAAAUGUUGACAGCAGAAGAACCAGAUCAUACCAAAGCAAAAGUAGUCGUGCCCGAAAAUUUAGCAUUGCUUCACCAUCCAGGAAAAGAAGAUAAACUUCUGUCUUUUCUUCACGGACCUUAAGUUUUGUUUCCAAUAUUUUUCGUUUUCAUUAAAGAAUAAAAAAUGUGAAAAAUAUUGGACGUUAAAAAGUGUUAAAGAAAAGACAAAGAAAAAUAGCAACGUAUUGAAUGUGUUGCAUUUAUUACAAAAAAAAAAAAAAAAAAAAAAGAAGACUUCAACAUUAUAGUUAAUGAAUGUCACAAAACUUGUUUGUAUAUAAUAUAUAAACGAAAAAAAAGUAAUUAAGUUUAAUGUAGUAUUUAAAAACAGUUAAAUUGAUAUAAUUUUGUAAAUAUAUACGUUUUUUCUACUUAUAAUAUGACAUAAAAAAAACGUCACACAUGUUAUAGUUAAAAAAACAACGUUUUUGUAACAAGACUUAAAUUAAGAUAUAGGGCAUUCUUUCUUAAAUGUCUUCAGUAAAAAAUGAAAAGUUAUUGAAUUUUUGCUUGAAAUUUUGUUAAAUUCUUGCCCUAUAUGAGGGUAACAAAUUUCUAAAAUAUUAGUUCAAAAAUAUAAAAAGAAUUGUAAUAGAAAUUAAUAGUAAUAAAUUGUAAUAGUAGAAGGGUGAAAUUUAAAUUGAAAAUUUUGAAAUUCAUAGAACUUUAUAGAAUUUAAUUUUUAUUUAUUGAAUUGCAGAGCAUUUUUUUUACUAUUCAAUACAAAAAAUACUUUUUUUUAAAAAAAAAUUUUUUUUUGCCCCCAAUUGAAUAAAAAUUUAAUUUUGAAAAAACUUCUGACAUUGAAAGAACAGGAAAAAUUCUUUAAAUAUUCACUAUAAAAAAAAUUAAAAUUCAUAAAGUUAUUCCACAGAUAUUUGAAUUUAAAAAUUUUCAGCCUCCACUAUUUUGUAGAAAUUUUUUGAAAAUAAUUUACAAUUUUAGGGAAAUUAUCUUAUUCUUCAUAUAAAAUAAAUUACCAAAGUUUCAAUCGAAUUCAAUAAUUUAUUUUUUCUCUCGAGAGCCAUUUCGGAAAAAAAUGUCUCACAUAAAAAAUUACUAAUUUCUUGUAUAAUUUGUUUUCUUCGAUUGUCAAUUAUUCUCCUACGUAAAAUUUAACAUGUCUCACACGAUAUAACUUUCAAAUCCAUUGUAUGUACCUAUGUCUAUUUAAGCUUUAAAAAAAAUGGACUUUUCUUUCAGUAUUUUAAUUUUAUGUUUUUGACAAGUACUUUUUUUUAUUUUCAUUUAUAUUAAGUUAGAUAUAGUGCUCAUUUAUUUAUAAACAUAUAUACAAAUAGAAAUCUCACUACUGAUAAAAAUGUUUUUAAAAAAAAGCUGUAGAUAAUAGUUGCGUGAAAUAUUCUGUAAAGUAGACAUAAGGCUCAUAAUAUACAAAUUAUUUAUUUGUAUUCUUCUUUUUUUUGCAUCGCGACAGACGUAUAUUUUUUAUUAAAUUGCAUUAAACAUUGAAACAA
Molecule: messenger RNA, 7592 nt
Organism: Leptopilina boulardi
Lineage: Eukaryota; Metazoa; Arthropoda; Insecta; Hymenoptera; Figitidae
Exons: 11
Coding region: 140-6196 (2018 amino acids)
Molecular function (GO): protein binding
Source: RefSeq, a predicted model, not a curated record